This is a messenger RNA of Carlito syrichta (Philippine tarsier), 5722 nucleotides long. RefSeq names its product AT-rich interaction domain 4A (gene ARID4A). Gene Ontology annotation, molecular function: transcription cis-regulatory region binding. The transcript is spliced from 23 exons. The record is from RefSeq and is a predicted model, not a curated record. Gene Ontology annotation, cellular component: nucleus. Lineage: Eukaryota; Metazoa; Chordata; Mammalia; Primates; Tarsiidae. Gene Ontology annotation, biological process: regulation of transcription by RNA polymerase II.
UCCCCACAGAUCACCAAUAAAAAUGAAGGCGGCGGACGAGCCUGCCUACCUGACAGUGGGAACUGAUGUCAGUGCCAAGUACCGAGGUGCCUUCUGUGAGGCAAAGAUUAAGACUGUCAAAAGGCUGGUGAAAGUUAAGGUACUCCUGAAACAGGAUAAUACUACACAAUUGGUGCAAGAUGACCAAGUCAAGGGGCCUUUGAGAGUUGGAGCUAUUGUUGAAACCAGGACAUCUGAUGGAUCUUUUCAGGAAGCUAUUAUCAGCAAGUUGACAGAUGCUAGUUGGUAUACUGUGGUGUUUGAUGAUGGUGAUGAGAGAACAUUGAGACGUACCUCGCUUUGCCUGAAAGGGGAAAGACAUUUUGCAGAGAGUGAGACACUUGACCAGCUUCCCUUAACAAAUCCAGAGCAUUUUGGUACUCCAGUAAUUGCAAAGAAGACGAACAGAGGAAGAAGGUCCUCUCUUCCUGUUACUGAAGAUGAAAAGGAAGAAGAAAGUAGUGAAGAGGAAGAUGAGGAUAAGCGACGUCUCAAUGAUGAAUUAUUAGGAAAAGUUGUAAGUGUGGCAUCUACAACUGAGCGAACUGAAUGGUAUCCAGCUUUGGUAAUAUCUCCUAGCUGUAAUGAUGACGUCACAGUGAAAAAGGAUCAGUGUUUAGUUCGAUCAUUUAUUGAUUCUAAAUUUUAUUCUGUAGCAAGAAAGGACAUUAAGGAAGUAGAUAUUCUCAGUGUACCGGAAUCUGAGCUCUUCACUAGACCAGGGUUUCAGAAAGCAAGCAUCUUCUUAAAAACUAGAAUUGUUCCUGAUAAUUGGAAAAUGGAUAUAAGUGAGAUACUUGAGUCAUCCAGUAGUGAUGAUGAAGAAGGCCCCGCUGAAGAAAACGAUGAAGAGAAGGAAAAGGAGGCCAAAAAGGCAGAAGAAGAAGCGUAACCUGAGGAAGAACUUGAUCCUGAAGAGAGGGACAACUUCCUCCAACAGCUUUAUAAGUUUAUGGAAGACAGAGGUACUCCAAUCAACAAACCACCUGUUUUGGGCUAUAAAGAUCUCAAUCUCUUCAAACUCUUCAGACUGGUUUAUCAUCAGGGUGGAUGUGACAAUAUUGAUAGUGGUGCUGUAUGGAAGCAAAUUUAUAUGGACCUUGGCAUUCCUAUUUUGAAUUCAGCUGCUUCCUACAAUGUAAAAACUGCUUAUAGAAAGUAUCUCUAUGGUUUUGAGGAGUACUGCCGUUCUGCAAAUAUUCAAUUCAGAACUAUUCACCACCAUGAACCAAAAGUAAAAGAAGAAAAAAAAGACUUAGAAGAAUCAAUGGAAGAGGCUCUAAAACUAGAUCAAGAAAUGCCUUUAAUAGAAGUCAAGAGCGAACCUGAGGAAACCAUUGAUUCAAACAGUGAAAGUGAAAGAGAAGAAAUAGAAUUAAAAUCUUCGAGGGGACGAAGGAGAAUUGCUCGAGAUGUGAAUUCUAUUAAAAAGGAAAUUGAAGAAGAGAAAACAGAAGACAAAUUAAAAGAUAAUGAUACAGACAAUAGGGAUGUAGAUGAUGACUAUGAAACUGCAGAAAAAAAAGAAAAUGAGCUACUACUGGGGAGAAAAAAUACACCAAAGCAAAAAGAGAAGAAAAUUAAAAAGCAGGAGGAUUCUGACAAAGACUCAGAUGAAGAGGAAGAGAAAAGCCAAGAGAGGGAAGAAACUGAAAGCAAAUGUGACUCUGAAGGGGAGGAAGAUGAGGAAGACAUGGAACCCUGCCUAACAGGAACCAAAGUGAAAGUCAAAUAUGGACGAGGGAAAACUCAGAAAAUUUAUGAAGCCAGUAUUAAAAGCACUGAAAUUGAUGAUGGAGAAGUUUUAUAUUUGGUACAUUACUAUGGAUGGAAUGUCAGGUAUGAUGAAUGGGUGAAGGCUGACAGGAUAAUCUGGCCUUUGGACAAAGGUGGACCAAAGAAAAAACAGAAGAAAAAAGCUAAAAAUAAAGAAGAUAGUGAAAAAGACGAAAAAAGGGAUGAGGAGAGGCAGAAGUCAAAACGGGGACGACCACCUUUGAAAUCGACCCUUUCAUCAAACAUGCCAUAUGGCUUAUCUAAGUCAGCAAACAGUGAAGGAAAAUCAGACUCUUGUUCAUCUGAUAGUGAAACAGAAGACCCUUUAGAAAAGAAUUUAAUAAAUGAAGAACUUUCUCUUGAUAUUAAAGAAGAGCUAGAAAAAAAUGAAAAUUUAAAUGAUGAUAAACUAGAUGAAGAAAAUCCAAAGAUUGCUGCACAUAUAUUGAAAGAAAAUGACAGGACUCAAAUGCAGCCUUUAGAAACCAUGAAGGUGGAAGUUGGAGAAAAUGAACAAAUAGUACAGAUUUUUGGAAACAAAAUGGAACAAGUGGAAGAAGUUAAGAAAGAGUCAGAAAAAUCUACUAAAGGAAAGGGAAGACGAAACAAGACAAAAGAUCUUUCUUUAGAAAUAAUAAAGAUUUCAUCAUUUAGCCAGAAUGAAGCAGGAAGUGAACCUCAUAUAGAAGCUCACAGCCUCGAAUUUUCUUCUUUAGACAGUAAAACCUAUUCUUCUGCUGCUGAAGAUGAAAUUGACCAAUGUGCAAAAGAAAAAAAGUUGAAACGGAAAAUAAUAGGACAAUCAUCACCAGAGAAAAAAGUAAGAAUUGAGAAUGGAAUGGAAAUGACAAAUAGUGUAUCUCAAGAAAGGACCAGUGAUUGUAUUAGAUCUGAGGUAAUGAAAAACUUAAAUUUUGAACAGCACUUUGAAACGGAAAAUGAGGGAAUGCCAUCGUUGAUAGCAGAGUCAAACCAAUGCAUUCAACAAUUAACUAGUGAAAGAUUUGCUCAUCCAUCUGAAGAAACUGUAAAUACUCCACUCAAAGAAGAAGAGGAUGCAAUGCCUCUGAUUGGACCUGAAACCUUGGUUUGCCAUGAAGUAGAUUUGGAUGAUUUGGAUGAAAAGGAUAAGAUCAGUAUCGAGGAUGUAGCAGUUGAAAGCUCUGAAUCUAACUCUCUUGUUUCUAUUCCACCUGCCCUACCUCCUGUAGUCCAACAUAACUUUUCCAUAGCUUCACCACUGACUCUCAGUCAGGAUGAGUCUCGAAGUAUAAAAAGUGAGAGUGACAUAACCAUCGAAGUUGAUAGUAUUGCUGAAGAAUCUCAAGAAGGUCUCUGUGAGAGAGAAUCAGCAAAUGGGUUUGAAACCAGUGUUGCCUCUGGUACCUGUAGUAUAAUUGUGCAAGAAAGAGAGAGCAGAGAGAAGGGUCAGAAAAGGCCAGGUGAUGGAAAUGGUGGGUUGUUGGCAAAAAAGCAAAAACGUACUCCAAAGCGAACAAGUGCUACAGCCAAAAGUGAAAAGAAUGGAACAGGACAAAGCAGUGAUAGUGAAGAUCUUCCUGUUGUAGACAAUUCAAGUAAAUGUACUCCAGUAAAGCAUCUUAGUGUAUCGAAGCCACAGAAAAUUGCACGAUCUCCUGCAAGAAUAUCCCCUCACAUCAAAGAUGGAGAGAAAGAUAAACACAGAGAAAAACAUCCGAAUUCAUCCCCUAGGACGUAUAAAUGGAGCUUUCAACUCAAUGAAUUAGAUAAUAUGAACAGUACAGAGAGAAUCUCAUUUCUCCAAGAAAAACUACAGGAAAUCAGAAAAUAUUAUAUGUCUUUGAAGUCUGAAGUUGCAACCAUAGACAGGAGGAGAAAAAGAUUAAAAAAGAAAGACAGAGAAGUGUCUCAUGCAGGAGCCUCCAUGUCAUCUGCUUCCUCAGACACUGGAAUGAGUCCCUCGUCAUCAUCCCCCCCACAAAAUGUGCUUGCUGUAGAAUGCAGGUGAUAAACAUUUUCUCGACCUUCCCAGCAGUUUGCUGCCAUGGACAUAAAUUUCCUAACCCUGAAAUACAACCACAGAAAGCACUCAACUGGUUUGACAUUGCUAAGUAUUUCCUGUAUACUUUUCCAGGCUGAAUUGUAUCUAUUCCCUUCUCUCUUCUUUUUUCUUAUUGCAGAAAAAUAAGCUGAUUAAUAAGUGAAGGUUAGGCAGCCUGCCAUAUUUGUCAUAAUUUUUUUUCUCUUUACUUUUUUUCCCAUUUUUUGUGAUAUAGAAAAAAGGGCACUUAGCAAAUUUGAAUUUGUAUAAUAAAGCUUUCAGGUGUUAUAGAAAUCAUAGACAAGCAAGUGCACAUGAUAAACAUCAAAAUAUUAUCCAGCUGAAUAGUUACUGCUGCACUUUCACUAAGAAGUAUUUGAACACUUGGUGAGUAGGGGGUUUAUGUUGUGGUUUUUUUUAAUUUUUUUUUAUUUUUAUUUUUUUUAUUUUUGUGGAAGCACUUGCUAUUUAGAACUGCCAAAGUAUAUGUUCAGCAGUGUGCCCAGGUUUAAAAGGUGUAAAUGGGACAAAAUAAGUUGUGAAAGGAAGUGUAGUUGACUGAAAACUACAGUUGUAAUAAGUCUUCCACUUUUUAUAGGAUUUUUGAGCACACAAUUAUGCAAAUAUUUUAAUGUUUAUUAAUGUUUACAGUGGAAUUGUGAAUAAGUUUUCAGUGGACUAUCUUAUCCCUUGACAAAAAUAUUUUGUCUUUUUUCUAUGUAAUUUCAGAGUUUUUAUUUUGUUACAAAAAGACAAAAAUGAAAUAUAUAACAACAAUGAAGUUAUUUAACAAGAUUUCUAAAGCUGAAAAUUUUGUGUAAAAUAAGGUAUUAUCUUGCAACUUGUUAAAUAUAUUUAUUCAGACAUUGGAUGUUGUAUUUUUAUGUAUUUUUUAAAAUAUUAAUAAAAUUGAAAAAAAGAAAAUUCUAGGUUAAUUCACUCUUUGGAUGACAAUAGGUCUCAGCUGUCCCUUUUACAGGAGGUUGCAUCCAGCAGCCUUGCCUGUGUUGCAGGGAGUCUAUCUCAGUCCUUCGAACAGUUAUAGAAUGAUAAAUGGGCAUCUGGAUCAUUAAAGUAUGUCCUUGUUUAGAAACUUUGGCAGUCCUAGUAUUUUAACUGUUUUGAAGAUCAAAUUUUUUGGUUGCCCUUAAGAUACUUUGUCACAGUUUUUAUGUUUGCUAUACUGCCGAAUAAAUUUAUAUCUCCCAAAGUUGAGAUGCAACAACUAAAUAAAGCAACUAUGUAUGCUUUGUCUGUGAAUUGUUCCACAGACUGAUACAUUUUGUAAAUAAUGCUUCCAAAAUCAUGUAUUUAAAGCAGUUUUGCAUAUACAUUAUGUAAAAAGGUGAUUUUUUAAAAGCAAUUUUUAAAUUCAUGUUUGUACAUUGAAAGGGGUUUUUUUUAAACCUCCUUUUCUGUGUUUAAUAUGCUGUAGAGUAAUAAUCUAGAUGCUCUAGACUGUAUAUCAGGAUCUGAUUUACAAGAACAAAGUCAGAGCUAAACACUAGUGAUGGCAUAGCAUUACUGAAAUCAUUGUUUCUUAAUUUCAUUUUACCAUAUUGUGAACUUGUGAUUCAGAUUCCUUUCAUUUUCUCAGAGAAUUAAAAACAAAAAAGUACUCUUGUAAAAUGCACUUUUCUGUCUUUUAUUUGCAAAGCAGAAGUAUUUCAAUGUAAAAUAAAAAUGAAGCUCAGCGGGCAGUAUUAAUAAAGGCCAUGUUUUAAACAUAGGCUUUAUAUUUUUAGUUUUCUUUUUAGUGAUCGCUUUUCUUCCUAAGCGCCAGUAACUUACAGAUGGAAAAUCAGAUUUCACAAAGCAUUUGAGCAUGUUCUUCAGUCUUUACGAUAAAAUAUUUCUAGCACUUAAUUAUAAAAAUGAAAAAAA